Molecule: messenger RNA, 2448 nt
Organism: Sinocyclocheilus grahami
Lineage: Eukaryota; Metazoa; Chordata; Actinopteri; Cypriniformes; Cyprinidae
Product: ubiquitin carboxyl-terminal hydrolase 2-like
Exons: 14
Coding region: 584-2242 (552 amino acids)
Biological process (GO): protein deubiquitination
Molecular function (GO): cysteine-type deubiquitinase activity
Source: RefSeq, a predicted model, not a curated record
AAUCAUAUUGUAAAACCAGUCCUGCCCAUAAAAAGUCUUAAUCCGAUUCCUUUAAGUACAAAUUGGAAUGCAGGAGUGUUGAUGACCCAGGGAGGUCAUAGGCAAUUGCUAUAUUUACCAGCUCAGUAAUAUGAUCUCUAGCAUUCUGGAUCACUCUGCUCAUGCAAUCCUUCCCUGGUCCUCUCACUCUGGAGCUACAGCCUCCAAAGCAACACGCUGUCCAUGGAAAAUGCUACUGGUGAGCCUCUUCUCCAAAUGACUCGCUCUUUUCUUUAACUUUAAGCUGUUUUGACUGCUAUCCAAUGCUGUGAGGUCUGUGGGGGAGAGCGCGUGACAUUCUCAAGUCAUCAGUUGUUAUGUUCUCUAUUGUUAGCCGUUGAGCGUAACCAGGACCUGGAUUGUAAUGGAAGUCUGACAUUUAAACUGAUGCCUAGGAAUACUGAACAUUUGUUUGAGCAGUGAACGGUGUAGGUGAGGUAUAAUGAACCAACAUCUCUGUUUUUCCGUCCACUAGAACCGAGAACGGCUCUACUUACAAUUCCAUGCAGCCUGAAAUUGCCUUACAUCCAGCUGAGCUGACAGCAUGUCUCGUGUCUCCUCUACAGCGAAGCGCUAUACUGGCUCUUCUUAUACCAGUCACUACAGCUCAUAUGGCUCCUCCCUGACUCCAUCGCUGGGCUCCUAUGAUCGGGAAAAGUUGCCCUAUAAAAGCUCCUCCUCAGGCUACUCCUCAUCAAGCUACCUGAGCUCAAGUGCCAGCCGCUCCCACAACUACAGCUCUUCGUUCGAGCCGGACCGGGGUCGACCUAUCACUCGCACCGAUUUGCUGGGUGGCCGGCGCAGCGAGAGCCUGAGCCGCACACCGGCAAAGGGCUAUGGCUCGGGCCUCAAUGGAGGCUCGGCAUACAGCAGCUACAGCUACUCUCCGGCCCCUACCAGCUACCUCUCCACCUCACCCGUUUCCUCCAGCAUCUCUCUCAGUCGCAGGAAGUCGGUGAGUCAGAGCGAUUUGACGCACGAUCUAUCAGCUCUGGGCCUGAGCGAGACAUCCAGUGGCAGUGGCCUGAAGCAGUCCUACCAGAGCCGAGGCACUUAUGUAUCUGAUACCUAUAGCCAGCUACGCUCCAGCUACGGCCUCUCACGGAGCUCCACACAGGACAGUCUUGGCAGCAGCGGCCUGAAGAGCAGCAGCAGCCGAUUCUCCUCCAGCUGUCGCUCCACCUCACCAGUCAGAGAGUCUUUGAACUCAAAGAGUGCCCAGGGCCUGGUGGGUCUUCGUAAUCUGGGAAAUACAUGUUUUAUGAACUCCAUCCUCCAGUGUCUUAGCAACACACAGAGCCUGCGAGACUACUGUCUUCACAACUCCCACCGCCGAGACCUCAACAACAACAACCGCACAAACACUGCUCUCAUGGAAGAGUUUGCCAAGCUUAUCCAGACAAUGUGGACUUCUUCAAGCAGUGAAGCUGUCAGCCCCUCUGAGUUCAAAACACAGAUUCAGAGAUACGCCCCCAGAUUUGUGGGCUACAAUCAACAGGAUGCUCAGGAGUUUCUGCGUUUCCUGCUAGAUGGCCUGCACAACGAAGUGAACAGGGUCACAGUCCGGCCUCGGGGAAACAUGGAAGACUUUGAUCACUUGCCUGAUGAGGAAAAAGGGAAAAAGAUGUGGGCUAAGUACUUGGAGAGAGAAGACAGCAAAAUCGUAGAUCUGUUUGUAGGCCAGCUGAAGAGCUCUUUGACCUGCAGCGAAUGUGGCUAUUGUUCCACUGUGUUCGAUCCCUUCUGGGAUCUUUCCUUACCUAUCGCCAAGGGCUAUGGGGAGGUGAGCCUAAUGGACUGCAUGCGACUGUUUACAAAAGAAGAUGUGCUGGAUGGGGACGAGAAGCCGACAUGUUACAGGUGCAAAGCCAGAAGACGAUGUACAAAGAAAUUUACAGUUCAGAAGUUUCCUAAAAUACUAGUUCUUCAUCUGAAGCGCUUCUCGGAAGCCCGCAUCAGAACCAGCAAACUGUCCACUUUUGUCAACUUCCCAAUGAAAGACCUGGACCUCAGGGAGUUCGCCUCUGACAGAAGCAGUAGUGCAGUAUAUAACUUGUAUGCAGUGUCCAAUCACUCAGGCACAACUAUGGGAGGCCACUACACAGCGUACUGUUGCAAUCCUGAAAAUGGGGAAUGGUACACGUAUAACGACUCUAGGUACUUGCUUUACUUCCCCUCCUGCUCUUUCUUUCCUUUUGCAUGACUGUGUAGAGAGUACCAGUAGAUUUCCCAAAGGUAUAUAGCGUACAUUAGCUUUCAGGGAAGUGAUCCUGACAGUUAACAUGUUAGCAGAGCUCCAUUCCACCUGCUAGCUGCUGUGAUUUUCCUGUAUCCCAUCCUCCACCUCCUACCUCACUCAUGCUUCUUCACCUCCCUCCCACCCACGCUUCCUUAAAAAUGCUUCCUGUC